GCAGCCGCCUCACACGGGCCGGGCAGCGCCAUGGUCACGCACCCGCUGAGCCACGAGCGCCCGGGCCGGCCGCGCAGCCCCCCCAGCAAACGGCGGCGGGCGGCGGGCGCGACCCCCGAGGAGCGGGCUCAGCCCCUCUGCCGCGACCUCGGCCUCCGGGCGCCGGUGAAGAAGAGCAAGUGCCCGAGCUGCCCGCGGGAGCUGCCGCUGCAGGGCGACGCCUCGGGGCUCAGCCCCCCCGGCAGCCCCGAGCCCGCCGCCCGGGUAGAGCUGCAGGCCUUCCGCGACUACGGGGCCAGCUGGUACCGCUUCCGAAAGGGGCUGGAGGGCAAGUUCCACCCGCGCGAGCCCCUGGCCCAGCAGCCGCAGGUGACGGCGGAGGCCCGGUGUAAGCUGAUCAGCUGGCUGAUCCCGGUGCACCGGCACUUCGGCUUCUCCUUCGAGUCCCUGUGCCUGGCAGUGAAUACCCUGGACCGAUUCCUCACCACCACCCCAGUGGCUGCCGACUGCUUCCAGCUGCUGGGAGUCACUUCCCUCUUCAUCGCGUGCAAACAGGUGGAAGUGCAUCCGCCCAGAGUGAAGCAGCUCCUAGCUCUUUGCUGCGACGUCUUCUCCCGUCAGCAGCUCUGCAACCUGGAAUGCAUCAUCCUAAGCAAACUACACUUCAACCUGGGGGCACCGACCAUCAACUUCUUCUUGGAGCACUUCACCCACAUGCGUGUGGAGUCCUGCCAGGCAGAUGCCAGGGAGGCAAACAAUGCCAAAGCUCUGGCCAAAGGGAUGGCCGAACUUAGCAUGGCCGACUAUGCUUUUAACAAAUAUGCCCCCUCCCUUCUGGCCAUUUGCUCCCUGGGACUGGCAGACCAGAUGUUGCACCACCAAAACCCACUGGACUUGCAUAUAAGUGGCUACCCGGAGCGGGUUUUACAGGACUGCACGGACAAAUUGCAUUUACUGGUGUCUUUAAACGGAGAUUCUUUACCACAUGUACUACCCCUGGAGAUUUCUGAAAAGUGCCUGCAGCUGGGAAGUUAAGCUAACUGAACCAACACCCUUGAAAUCCUCUUAUGGCAUCCGAAGCAGCUGUGAAUUUUCAGAGCAAUUUGGUUCCUUUUCAUCAGUGCAUUGUAUUUUUAUAAACUAUGAAUUGCUAUACCUCUAAAGAUGACAGUAUUGGCCUCAUUCUCUUAGUUGACUAAAUCAAUGUAUUAUAUUUGUAUUUAUUUGAACUCUACAGUGUUGGUUUUGAUAUAUGACAAAAAUUAAAUCACAUUUUGCACAUUUCAUUACUGUAUGUUAAUUGCACUGACAUGUAUCUACAUUCAUUGUAUAGUGUAUAUAAUCCAAGUACUGUACAGUUUAAUUAUUUAGAAAAUGGUUCACUAAGCACACCUUAGCAGCAGCCAGGGGAAGAAUAAAAGUACUGUAUAAGCAUUUCUUAAUAAACUUUUUGUCCUUGUU
This is a messenger RNA of Chelonia mydas (Green sea turtle), 1461 nucleotides long. It is a transcript of the gene CCNO, whose product is annotated as cyclin O. The record is from RefSeq and is a predicted model, not a curated record. The coding region runs from base 31 to 1035 and encodes 334 amino acids. NCBI's taxonomy places the organism in Eukaryota, Metazoa, Chordata, Testudines, Cheloniidae. Gene Ontology annotation, cellular component: cytoplasm; cyclin-dependent protein kinase holoenzyme complex; nucleus. The transcript is spliced from 3 exons. Gene Ontology annotation, biological process: mitotic cell cycle phase transition; regulation of cyclin-dependent protein serine/threonine kinase activity. Gene Ontology annotation, molecular function: cyclin-dependent protein serine/threonine kinase regulator activity.